Molecule: messenger RNA, 1501 nt
Organism: Ochotona curzoniae (black-lipped pika)
Lineage: Eukaryota; Metazoa; Chordata; Mammalia; Lagomorpha; Ochotonidae
Gene: NT5C1A
Product: 5'-nucleotidase, cytosolic IA
Exons: 6
Coding region: 72-1169 (365 amino acids)
Biological process (GO): nucleotide metabolic process; adenosine metabolic process
Cellular component (GO): cytosol; cytoplasm
Molecular function (GO): nucleotide binding; magnesium ion binding; 5'-nucleotidase activity
Source: RefSeq, a predicted model, not a curated record
UCCUACCCCGGCCGGGCGAGCUCCGCGUCUCUGCCGCGCCUGCCGGAGCCGGGCGGGCUCAGAGCCCGAGAAUGGACGCCGAGGAGCCACGGGAACCCCGAGAGCCCGGGCCUGGGGCAGAGACAGCGGCAGCGCCACGUUGGGAGGAAGCCAAGACUUUCUACGACAACGUCGCACCCAAGAAGAAACCCAAAUCGCCCAGGCCCCAGAAUGCGGUCACCAUCGCCGUGUCCUCCCGAGCCCUGUUCCGCAUGGACGAGGAGCAGCGGAUAUACACAGAGCAGGGCGUGGAGGCCUACGUGCGCUACCAGCUGGAGCACGAGAACGAGCCCUUCGGCCCUGGGCCUGCCUUCCCCUUCGUGAAGGCUCUGGAGGCUGUGAACAGGCGGCUGCGCGAGCUGUACCCAGACAGUGAGGACCUCUUCGACAUCGUGCUCAUGACCAACAACCACGCUCAAGUGGGCGUCCGCCUCAUCAACAGCAUCAACCACUACGACCUGUUCAUCGAGAGGUUCUGUAUGACGGGUGGGAACAGCCCCAUCUGCUACCUCAAGGCCUACCACACCAACCUCUACCUGUCAGCCGAUGCAGAAAAGGUGCGGGAGGCCAUUGAUGAGGGGAUCGCAGCCGCCACCAUCUUCAGCCCCAGCAAGGAUGUGGCCGUGUCCCAGAGUCAGCUGCGCGUGGCCUUCGAUGGGGACGCCGUGCUCUUCUCAGACGAGUCAGAGCGCAUCGUGAAGGCCCAUGGGCUGGACAGAUUCUUCGAACAUGAGAAGGCUCACGAGAACAAGCCACUGGCACAGGGCCCCCUAAAGGGCUUCCUGGAGGCGCUAGGCCGGCUGCAGAAGAAGUUCUAUGCCAAGGGCCUACGGCUGGAGUGCCCGAUCCGCACUUACUUGGUAACGGCCCGCAGUGCAGCCAGCUCCGGAGCCCGGGCUCUCAAGACACUGCGUAGCUGGGGCCUGGAAACGGACGAGGCCCUGUUCCUGGCUGGUGCACCCAAGGGCCCCCUCCUAGAGAAGAUCCGCCCACACAUCUUCUUUGAUGACCAGCUGUUCCACGUGGCUGGGGCUCAGGAGAUGGGCACCGUGGCUGCCCACGUGCCUUAUGGCGUGGCACAAGCGCCCCGACGAACUUCACCCACAAAGCAGGCCCCACCUGAGCAGUAGCCAAGCUGCCUUGCUCUGGGCUCCCCAUUGCAACAUGACGGACCCCACAUCCUGUGGACCCUGUUAGCUCCUUCUGCAUGUCUGCUUCAUCCCCAUGAGUGAGGGGACUUGUAGAAAGUCAGAGGUCUGGGCCAGUAUUCUCACCAUCCCUCCUUUUGGGCAAACACUGGGCUGUGAUCCUGGACAAAAUGGCUGGAUCUCAGGGAGAAGCUGGUGGGGCUGAGGAUCACAGAAGCCAGUGUGGUUGGAAUGAAAUCCAGUUCAGAGGCUGAUGCCAUGGCGCAGCAAGUUAUGCUGGCAUCCCAUAUGUGUGCCAGAUCAAGCCCUGGUUG